ACGAGGAAAAUGUGUUUUUGUAGGAAGUACGUCUCUUUAGCAACCGAAGAACCUGAGCAAUGGCCUCCUGCGCGAUGGACAACACGUAAAUAAAUUAAUCACCUCUGCGGUCGCUACACGGUAUCAUUAGCACUUUGCUCUUUGCAGGAUCAGAGGCAGAAAAACUGCUGUGGCUCGUAAUGGCCAGCGGCGGCGGAUUGGCGUCGAACCAAAGCGGUCCGGAGGCUCCGUCCAACUCGGUACAAUGCGGAGCGGCAGCGGCUCUGUGCAACAUGCCAGCCUCAGCUCCCGCACCGUCCGCCUCCCCGCCGGGCCUCGGCCUUCAGCGGGAGCCCGUCUACAACUGGCAGGCGACGAAGAGCUCCCUGAAGGAGCGGUUCGCCUUCCUCUUCAACAACGAGCUGCUCAGCGACGUCAGGUUCAUUGUCGGGAAAGGCAGACAGGCCCAGAGGAUACCUGCUCAUAAGUUCGUCCUGGCCGCUGGCAGCGCCGUGUUUGAUGCCAUGUUUAACGGGGGGAUGGCCACCACUUCGGCUGAAAUAGAGCUCCCUGAUGUGGAGCCUGCAGCUUUCCUGGCCCUGCUCAGGUUUCUGUAUUCCGACGAGGUCCAUAUUGGUCCAGAGACUGUGAUGACGACUCUGUACACAGCAAAGAAAUAUGCAGUCCCAGCUCUGGAGGGCCAUUGUGUGGAGUUCCUCACCAAGCACCUCAGAGCCGACAACGCCUUCAUGCUUCUCACUCAGGCGAGGUUAUUUGAUGAGCCUCAGCUUGCCACUCUUUGCUUGGACACUAUCGACAAAAGCACUGCAGACGCAAUAAACGCAGAGGGCUUCACUGAUAUUGACCUUGAUACUUUAUGUGCAGUGUUGGAGAGAGACACACUCAGCAUCAGGGAGAAUCGUCUGUUCGAAGCGGUGGUCCGCUGGGCAGAGGCGGAGUGUUACAGACAACAGCUUCCCCCGACCUCGGAGAACAAGCAGAAGGUUCUGGGAAAAGCGCUCCCGCUCAUCCGCUUCCCGCUCAUGACCGUCGAAGAGUUCGCAGCCGGGCCUGCCCAAUCUGGAAUAUUGUUCGAUCGGGAGGUGGUAAAUCUGUUUUUACACUUUACAGUAAACCCCAAACCACGGGUCGACUACAUUGACAGGCCUCGCUGCUGCCUCAGGGGGGAGGAGUGUAGCAUUAAUAGAUUCCAGCAGGUUGAGAGCCGGUGGGGGUACAGCGGCACCAGCGACAGAAUCAGAUUUAAUGUUAACAGAAGAAUAUCCAUCGUGGGUUUUGGCUUAUAUGGCUCAAUACAUGGACCCACCGACUAUCAGGUCAACAUUCAGAUCUUAGAGAGUGACAAACGUAUCACACUGGGCCAGAAUGAUACCGGUUUCAGCUGCGACGGCUCAGGAAACACCUUCCGAGUGAUGUUUAAAGAGCCUGUGGAGAUCCUGCCCAACAUCAGCUACACUGCAUGUGCCACCCUAAAGGGUCCAGACUCUCAUUACGGCACUAAAGGGUUGAAGAAAGUGACCCAAGAAUCUACAACUGGGACCAAAACUACAUUUCUGUUCUUUAGCUCACCUGGAAACAACAACGGCACGUCGGUAGAGGACGGCCAGAUACCGGAGAUCAUCUACUACAUAUGAACUUUACAUGCUGCCAUGCAGGUACAAAGAACCAGGGAGACCUCAGGCCACUGGAAGGACUGGACUUCUGUGAAUGGAUGCAGUGCCUCGGGAUCGCCUGGAGUGGUGUGUGUGUGUGUGUGUGUGGGUGUGCGUGUGUGUGUGUGUGUAAGUGAGAAUGCCGUGUGUGAGAAUCUCUGUACAUAUAUACACGUGCAACUCUGUUUGCAAAAAGAAAAAAAAAAGUUUUUCGGGCCUAAAAUUUUAUUUUGUUGCAAGUUGUCUAAAUACUGAUGUUCUGUCUGUGCAACUAAGCUGCCUGUGGUGCAGAAGUUGCACAACUAAAACAACAAAGAUGGCAACACAACUUUCAAUGAGGCCAACUCGCUAUGUCUGUUUGUGCUGAUGCAUAUUUUUAAUGUGCACUGUUGUACUUUAUAAAACAGGUGUCUUCAAGUACCUUUUCUCUGUGUUGUACAAAGUCUCCCUGUGCUUAAUUUUGCCAGUAGUUCUUUCUGUAACUUAUUACACAGUGUUUACUUAGCACUUCACUGAAAUGUAAAACAGGAAACAAAUGUUCUGAGACAUUUAUGGGUAUAUUAAACCGGAAUUAGUUUAUUUUUAGCUUUUGGGCAAUAAAACGCGCUAAGACCAAACCGACUGAUUCGUUCAGUCAAUA
Molecule: messenger RNA, 2292 nt
Organism: Xiphophorus hellerii (green swordtail)
Lineage: Eukaryota; Metazoa; Chordata; Actinopteri; Cyprinodontiformes; Poeciliidae
Product: BTB/POZ domain-containing protein 1
Exons: 8
Coding region: 180-1634 (484 amino acids)
Biological process (GO): neurogenesis
Cellular component (GO): cytosol; P-body
Molecular function (GO): protein binding
Source: RefSeq, a predicted model, not a curated record